AUGACAUGGUGCCAAACAGACAACCAAUCUGCUAUAUUGAAGAAGCAUGCCUUGCGGGGAUUGAAUCAACUUGUCGCUGCCAAAUUACGGAGUUGGAAAGGUGCUAAAAAAACUUUCUCGAAGUCAUCGAAGUCUCAAGAACUACAAGCCAUGCACCGCCUUCCAAGCACCUCAACGAUCGACCUCGCCGUAACCAACUGCGCGACAAAGCUCAUUAAGUGCCACCUCUACCAUGAGAACUAUGGCUCGGACCAUCGCGCUGCUUACUCCGAGUGGUCUCUCCAGCCGUCGAACUAUAAUGGUAAAGAGGGUAGCGGUAAUUUCUUCUAUACGGUCAAUAGAUAA
Molecule: messenger RNA, 345 nt
Organism: Aspergillus fumigatus Af293
Lineage: Eukaryota; Fungi; Ascomycota; Eurotiomycetes; Eurotiales; Aspergillaceae
Exons: 2
Coding region: 1-345 (114 amino acids)
Source: RefSeq, a predicted model, not a curated record